UCCACCCCCUACUUCACUGUGGCUUUAUCGCUACCUUUUUAAGUCCAAUUUCAGUGUCCAGCCCACUUAUUUUUACUUGAUGCUCUGUUCUUUCUGACUGCUUUUACUCAAUUUGCCCAUCUAUCACAGAAUAGCACCCUAAACACCCAUCCCCCCAUUUUCAACUAUCUUUACCCUUCUUACAUUUUUUUGUCUUUACAUCUUCUAUCUGUCCCUCCGAUCUUUAACCUAAGUGCCCUGUCUCUUUCCCCGCUCUUCCUUGGACAUCUCUAGUUGAGAUCAGUAUGUGGUCCAACUUCUUUGUGCAGCAGGAUGAGGAUGGUCGCAUUGGGGUGGCAGGGGCUAUCCAAGGUGGGGGUUUGGGUGGCAUGAAAGGUGGAAGGGGACAGAGGCGAACCAACAGGAUGAGUGACAGCCUAGAGGGGAAGAUCAAGCUGGCAUUCUUUGUGUCUAUCAUUGGUGUGACCCUGACAGUGUUGGGCAUGGGGACAGAGUUUUGGGUGGAGCUGGCCCAACCAAAGAAUUUCAAUGGCAACCAGACCUGCCAGAUGGCGCAUUAUGGCCUGUGGAAGGGCUGCAUCCGCACCCUAUGGGUGGCUGACAUAGACCCAGAGAGGACAAGCUGCGGCCCCACUGAACUACCUGGAGAAUCCAACUGCACCUACUUCAAAUUCUUCACCUCUGGGGAGAACGCAGUCAUAUUCAAGAAGACGACUAACAAGAGCUUGAAUCUAGCAGCAGCUGUCUUGGCAUUGAUAAGUCUGACCAUGAUGGUGAUGGGCGCCAUCUGUAUCAUCAUGUCCCUCAGCAAAGGAGUUCCCUUCUUUCUCAAACCAGCAUCCUUCUGUUUUAUCCUGUCAGGCGUCCUGGUCCUUCUCUCUAUCCUGAUAUUCCACCAAUCAGUGUUGGCCCUGCUGUCCAGUGACCACUCCAUACCAGUAUACCAUGAGCUGUCCUGGUCCGUGAUGUGUGCAGGCUCAGCAGGAGCCAUCCUUAUUUUUGGAGGUCUCCUUUUCGUCAUCCUCUCGCUUCCUUUCAGCCCCUGGCAGAAAUGCUUGCAGCACAAAAACAGCGCCACUUAGCACUCAGCACUUCGCUAAAAUAUGCAUACAGUAUUCUUGAUGUCUUGCUUGAGAUCCAAGUGUAAAAGUCUGUUUCCUGAGGGGUGCAACUUUGAGCUUGCUUUUGGCAUUUAAUUUGUCAGAGCGCUCAUACAAGGUCUUAAUUACAUAAAUGAAGAGAAGUCAGCAACACAUGAGGAAACCCUCCAGGUUUAGGUUUUGCAAACAUUUGUUCCAGUGUUUUUAGUUAUAAAUAGAUGGAAGGACUGACAGGGCUCCUGCUAACAGUUUAAUAUGAAGCUUUAUGUGUGUUUACUUAAACAAGUAUCACAAAUAGACUUGUUGGCCUGCCAAGAGCUGUACAACCACACAUAAAUCUAAUGUCUCUGCUAGUAUAAGGAAGGUGAAUAAAACAUUUUUUUACAUGCUCAGCCACUUUUAAAUCUCUGUUUAAUAUGGAAGCCCAUUUCCACAAAGGAGGAAAUAUAAGAAAGUAAAAAUAUAGAGAGAAAAAACAUGAGAAGUUUGGCAUGAUGCAAAAUUAUGAGAUUGUAAGUCAAAGUUUUGACUUAUUAAAUCAAAAUGAUCAGAAUCUGUUACAAGGUACAAAGAAUGUGUUUUGGCGUUUAUUUCCACAAAUGUAACAAAGGAGAAAAAG
Thunnus maccoyii (southern bluefin tuna) is the source of this 1719-nucleotide messenger RNA. It is a transcript of the gene cacng6b, whose product is annotated as calcium channel, voltage-dependent, gamma subunit 6b. The record is from RefSeq and is a predicted model, not a curated record. Gene Ontology annotation, molecular function: calcium channel regulator activity. The coding region runs from base 285 to 1082 and encodes 265 amino acids. Gene Ontology annotation, cellular component: L-type voltage-gated calcium channel complex; membrane. Gene Ontology annotation, biological process: regulation of calcium ion transmembrane transport via high voltage-gated calcium channel. The transcript has 4 exons. Lineage: Eukaryota; Metazoa; Chordata; Actinopteri; Scombriformes; Scombridae.